Lasiosphaeria miniovina is the source of this 1626-nucleotide messenger RNA. Its product is annotated as beta-lactamase-like protein. Gene Ontology annotation, molecular function: 5'-3' DNA exonuclease activity; damaged DNA binding. Gene Ontology annotation, biological process: double-strand break repair via nonhomologous end joining; interstrand cross-link repair. The coding region runs from base 1 to 1626 and encodes 541 amino acids. Lineage: Eukaryota; Fungi; Ascomycota; Sordariomycetes; Sordariales; Lasiosphaeriaceae. The record is from RefSeq and is a predicted model, not a curated record. The transcript has 8 exons.
AUGUCAACCUUCAACGGCCUGGUGGCCGAGUUUCCCGAUAUCCGAGGCAUGUUUCCCGCUCUUCGCGCUUGCAAGGAAUGCCCGAGUUCGGUUUCUGACGAGACCCGUAUUGUGCUGCACGACCACCUCGCGGGUCUUGAGAGCCUGCGGUCGCCCUUCGUCUAUUGUUCUGCAGCCACCAAGGAGAUGCUUCUCCGCCUUGAGAGGUUCCCCUGCCGCAUAAACUAUGCUAAGGGCAUCUUGGAGGCCCGGAUCCAGAGAUAUAAGCACCUCAAAACCUUGCUCAAACCGCUGCCGUUGGAUACGCCAACGACCCUGGAGCUUGAGCCCGGUAACCAUAUCCGGGUCACUCUUUUCAACGCCAACCAUUGUCCGGGAGCUGUGAUGUUUUUAUUCGAAGGCCAGGGCAAGGCUGCUCUUUACACGGGAGACAUCCGCAGCGAGCCGUGGUUUGUAAACACGCUAGUGAGGUCGCCUUCGUUGAUCGAGUACUCAUACGGCUUUAAAACCAUUGACACCAUAUACCUCGACACCUCCUUCAUUGACGAUGACGUUGAAUUCCCACCCAAAUCCGACGGCCUGCGUGAGCUACUGGAGAAGGUAGCCAGAUACCCUGCCGACACCAUUUUUCAUUUCCAGGCCUGGACCUAUGGAUACGAAGAUGUUUGGAUUGCUCUCUCCAAACUUCUAAAUAGCAAGAUCCACGUCGACGAGUACAAAAUGCUCAUUUAUAGCUCCCUUGUAGCAAAAGGGGGCUCUGACGGCACCAGCAUCAGCACUGGAACCGCACGGCUACCGCAACAUCAACAGCAAUUCCACCUGUGCCCUGAAGCCGCGCCGCUGGUUGGCUUCAUUUACGGCAACACGCACCACUCCGGCUGUCUGACGACGCUCCACGAUGUUGACACUCACGGGGAGCGUAUUCGUCUUCACAGCUGCGAGAAAGGCAACUACUGCCAGACGGUCGUGGAGCAGUCCAGCCGCGGGGGUGUUGUUUGGAUUCGGCCCAUUACCGCCCGCCUCCCCGACGGACAGGACAUUGCAGAGGUCGGCGUUGGCGGCGGCGGCGACGACCUAGAGCGCGAGGUUGAGCUGGAUUAUCUCUCUCCCUCCGAUAUCGAGUCUCUUCUCGACAUAAUUUCCCUUAAUGCUGUCGAGAACCCACAAACCCCGUCCUCUCUCGCCACCACCGCCAAUGACAACGAAGCUAGUGAGAACUCCAAGGACAAGGAACAGAUUCGCCUCUUCCUACUCAACGCCGCUGCAGCCGGCCGCAAAAUCCCACUCGACGUUGGCUUCUCGAACUUCAGUGACAACAACGAGACGGAACUGCGGGCCGCCCUCGAAAACAUCGCCCAGAAAUCAAUGCCCUACAGACAGCAGCAGUUACCGGCCUCGACAGGCAAAAGUAACAACCAAUACCAGCAGGACCGCCCAGAAUCAAUAGGAGGCGACAACGACAGAGAAAGAGAGACCUUGCCAAGCGUCAUCACAUUCCCCUACUCUCGACACUCGUCCUACCAGGAGCUGUGCCAUCUCGUUGGGGCUUUCCGGCCCAGAGAUGUCUGGCCAUGCACCGUCUCGCCAGCCGAGUGGUACGAAAAACGCAAGUAUUAUUCCAAUUAG